AUGCAUACUAAACACCAAGUUCCGUGGAGAACCACCUUCACAACUAUCGCGCUUUUACUCAUAUAUUUUUUUCUCCUCUCCUAUACCUCGUCUCUUCCAAGGGUUGGCCUGAGCCCUCGUGCCGUUACCGCAGAUGGCGAUCAACUCCAGCAAAAUGCUGUGGGGGGUCUUACCAAGCGCGUGACUGAUACUUACUCAAAGUCUCAUGACAAAGGCCAUUGGCUUCAUUGUCGCAUGAGUAUGACCAAAGAAGAAGCCAAGGAAAGUAAUCGUGGGGAAUCUUUGGAGGCUCCAUUUUACCUCCAGGUGGAUGGCUUGGAAGAACCAGAGGGUUGGAGCCCUCGCGAGGCCUCAAGCUCUUUGUUUAAAGAUGAUUUGAACGAAGCUCUGAGGGCUCUCAGUAUUCCUAUUGAUUUCCACCAUGAGAGUUGGUCCCAUACUCAGGCGGUAGCUAUCUUCAAUGAACCAUCUUGGCUCAUCGAUGACAGAGAUGAUGUGGACGUUGACGUUGACGAUGUUGAACAGGGCGUGUGGAGUGAUGCUGCUUGGAUGCAAUGGGCCAUUCUCAACAAGCACGCAAGGGAUGGGAAAGGGAAGACCAUCGGCACAUGGCACGACAGGAUAACAAUGACUAUCAGAGAGGACCCUGAUGAGCUUUAUGGUAUCCUUGGAAGUCCCAACGGAGCAGGGGCGGCCUAUCUACUGCUCAAUCACAAGGAGCGACUGGGACUCAAGAUCAUUAACAAGGUUGACAUAUUUGUCGCCGAGGGGAGCUACGAGGUGACUAGCACUAGUAUUUCUGAUGUGCCUGAGUCAAUCAUGCUUCUGUUUCAUGUUACUGAUGUCUGA
Messenger RNA from Fusarium pseudograminearum CS3096, 849 nucleotides. RefSeq lists its product as uncharacterized. The record is from RefSeq and is a predicted model, not a curated record. Bases 1 to 849 code for a protein of 282 amino acids. Lineage: Eukaryota; Fungi; Ascomycota; Sordariomycetes; Hypocreales; Nectriaceae. The transcript is spliced from 3 exons.